Molecule: messenger RNA, 1352 nt
Organism: Conger conger (European conger)
Lineage: Eukaryota; Metazoa; Chordata; Actinopteri; Anguilliformes; Congridae
Gene: snx22
Product: sorting nexin 22
Exons: 8
Coding region: 53-772 (239 amino acids)
Molecular function (GO): phosphatidylinositol phosphate binding
Source: RefSeq, a predicted model, not a curated record
AGUACCUACUCUGUGACAAGCCUAAACAAAUACACAAUGCUUUUGGUGAGGAAUGCUUCAAGUCUUGACACGACUGGUGCCGCUGAAAGCGCAGCGGACUCAUCAAUGGAAUAAUCUCCAAAGAAUAAAAAUGCCAGCGCAGUGUCUCACAAUGAUUGAAGUAUCCAUCCCGUCUUUGGAGAGAGCAGUGGACGAAUCAGGAAAGUUACGGAAACUUUUCAGAGUGGAGAUACUGUUUAAUGGAAGAAAACACUUUGUGCUGAGGCGUCACACAGAGUUCCAGAAUCUCCACAGAAAGCUGAAGAAAAUCCUGCAGACCCCAGACUUCCCCAGCAAGCGCAGCCCCCACCUGAGGCAGAAGCCCCUGGAACAGAGAAGGCAGGAGCUGGAAGAGUACAUCCAGGAAAUUCUGUAUCUAAAUGAAGAGGUUCCUCAGGAAAUACUUGAUUUUCUACAGGUCAAGCAUUUCCAUUCAGUGAACAAGAUCUGCAGUUUUGACUCACUUGACAACUCCCAGGCUAGGGACUUCAGUAGUCAGCUACUACACCAGCGUGUGGUGGGCUUCUCCAAGGACCCCUAUCUUCUGGACUCAGGUUCAGAUCUCCCAGAUGUGAUUGUGGAUGGUGUGCUCCAGGGCCUGUACCCCAGGGACAUCCGGGUCAGCUUCACUGCCUGCACCAAACCAAACAGCACUGAAGGAGGUGCUUCAGCCAAAGGCCCCAGGACCACAGACAAAGUUUGCCAGCCUAAACUGCCUGUCACAGACUCAUAGGAACUGAACGCAUUUCAGGCAGCAGGGAGAUGGCAGCAUCUUUGAACGGCUCUUGGCAUUUAGAACCUUUUUUCUUUUUUUCUUUUUUUUAAUGGUUCCUGUAAAAAAAUGUUUUCAAUUUCUUAUAUUGGAUGAGAAUAUGUGCUUGGGACACAUUAACUAAAAACCUGGUCAAUGAGCAUGCUAAUGUUUCAGGAAUUUGUAUCUUUGCAUUUCAAAGAAUCCCCCCUGGUACGGUCAUAUUGUAGAUCACCUCUUGGAACACACAUUUUUGGUCCAGCAGUCAUUUUUGCCAAAGGUGCAUUAAAUAAAAUAUUACCACUAGGUACAAAAGCUCAACAGCCGUUUUCUCCAGCAGUGCUACACUGAUUUCACAUUUUCAUAUAAUUACUGCUAUGUACAUUAGACAUUCUUAGUUUAAUCUGUCAAUUACAUUUACAGGAAAAAAUAUAUAUAUAUUUUAAGUUAAUUGUAUAAUGUCAAUGCAUUAUUUUUCAUUAAUGAAAUGUUGGUUAACCGUGGACUUGUUUACCCAUUUAAUGAAUAAAUAUGCUUCUCAUCAAGUACCAGAUCAGAAAAA